UGUCGGCUGCACGAUCCUCAUCGUACAAGCCGACGCGUCGGCCGCCGUCGACUCAUGCGAUGGUAUUCCGCGAGACUGCGCGUCGGCUGUAGGAUGAGGAUCGGUCAGAAAGCGCUGCUUGGUGUGCUUCAGCACCCAAUGCCAUGAUCAGUCUCGUCGACGACACGGCCUCUGCAUAUCCUUUCGUCCAGCCGAUCAAGGCUGCUCUUUACUUCGACAGUGCAGAGGGGUUUGGCCAAUGGAGGAUUCUCAUCUCCACGAAUGCUGACACGGACCUCCGGAAGAUGCGCAAGAAGGCAACGGCGUUGUUCAAAGUUAUAUUGAAGAAAAUCAGGGAAUUGUCCUGGGGCCAUUUCUCGCCCGAUAACCAGAAGCAAUUAACUGAGAACGCAGAAAUCCCUAUCUACGAAGCCAAGAUGACAGGUGAUUCACGCUUAGUUUACCAGAUUGACUGCGUGCCGGAGUUUGAGACUAAUGUCGAGCGACAAGUCAUCAGAAUUUUCGGCAUCUACAGUCAUGCCCAGCUCAAUCGGCGACUCUGGGAUAGCAUUGGUAAUCAAUUGGGCCAGAGGGGUAAGGAAUACAGGUCGAGAUGUGUUUUUCGAGGUCGGCCUAUACAAGCUGGCAAGCAUGCCGGUACCAUUCUUCCGUCGUCAUGGCCAGCGCUAGCCGAGGACGAACACAUUACUUCGACAUCUGCUCUUCAAGUUCCAAAUGUGCACAAAGACGAUGAAGAUAAGGUGACGUCGAUGUUGGGGGUAUCAUCGAGUUUCAAUGCAACACCGCGACAGGCACUCCUGAAUAGUCUCUUGGCCGAUCAAGACGUGAUGCACGUCUUCGAUGUGUCAACCCAAGAGAAAGAUAUCAUUGAAUAUCCUCGGUCCUGUUACGUGCUCGGCAGAAGUGGUACUGGCAAGACGACAUCAAUGUUGUUUAAGAUGCUCGGGAUUGAACGUUCGUGGCAAGCUUGCGAAGGCGCGCUGGUCAAGCCUCGCCAGGUCUUCGUUACACAGUCAAGAGUACUCGCCGAGAAAGUGCAAGAGUUCUUCGCGAAGCUUCAUGGGUCACUCCUGAUGGCCGAUAAGUCGCCCGAAGAGCUCAGGUCGAUGAAAACGACCAGGAACCUACAGCAGGAUCAUGAUCAAGAUCUUGUUGACCUGGAUGAAGAAGUCCAGUACCGAGGUGAUCUGCCUCAGCGCUUUAGUGAACUAGCUGAUGAGCACUUCCCGUUGUUCGUUACCUUCGAUCAACUUUGUCGCUUACUGGAGGCCGAAUUCCCGCCGUCCAAGUCAUCUUCGGUACCUCCUGAUGACAUAUCCGUAGAAGCCGUAGGCGAUGUUCCGUCAAACGACUACAUGGAGCAGCUACGCGAUUCGUUUGUUUCGUAUCAAGUUUUUCUUGGGUCGUAUUGGGCACACUUCCCACAGUCAUUGACGAAGGGCCUAGAUCCUGCGUUGGUCUUCGCCGAGAUCAUGGGUGUCAUCAAAGGCUCAGAGCAUAGCUUGACGAGUGAACACGGCUUCCUUGACAAACCGUCAUACCUCAGCCUCAGCCACCGAACACAGGCUACCUUUGCGAAUCAACGCAAUGUCAUCUACGACCUUUUCCUGGCAUACUUGAAGCAGAAGCGCCGUCGAGGCGAGUGGGAUGCUGCCGAUCGAACACAUCACAUAUUGACAACAAUGCAAUCGCAAGGGCUCCCUGGAAAACAGCUCGACUUCUUGUAUGUAGAUGAGGCCCAAGACAAUCUUUUGAUUGAUGCCCUCAUUCUGCGUUCGAUCUGCAGAAAUGCAGACACAGGCCUAUUCUGGGCGGGUGACACGGCUCAGACUAUUUCAAUAGGCAGUGCUUUCCGCUUCAACGAUCUGAAGGCCUUCCUGUAUCGAGUAGAGGUACCACAGUCGAAUGGUGAAUCGCGCUUAGGUCCUCGUCACCAGCCUCACACAUUUCAACUCGCCGUCAACUACCGAUCACAUGCCGGUAUUGUCGAUUGCGCUCAUUCGGUCAUUGAAUUAAUCACCAUGUUCUGGCCCUACGCUAUCGACCACUUGGCUCCUGAGCGCGGUUUGGUCCAAGGAGCGACACCCAUAUUCCUCGGUGGAUGGGAUGAAAACAUCGAGCGAUACAAACGGUUCCUAUUCGGUGACUCCACGGAACACCUCAAAUAUGGAGCGCACCAAUGUAUCCUUGUCCGCCAUGAUGCUGCCCGAAAAAGACUCCGUGCACAAGUGGGUAACAUAGGCACGAUACUAACAAUAUACGAAGCUAAAGGGCUUGAAUACAACGACGUGCUGCUGUACAACUUCUUUUCGGACUCCACUGUUGAGCUCUCACAAUGGCGAAUUGUCCUGGACGCACUUUCCGGUGGUGGAGACACAGCGCUAAAGUCUCUGCAAAUCGACUAUUCCCGUUAUAUUGGACUGUGUCGAGAGCUCAAGUUCCUCUAUGUCGCUAUCACAAGGGCUCAGAAGAAUGUUUGGAUCGCGGACACUUCUGACAAAUGUGAACCGAUGCGGCACUUUUGGGCUGCAAAGGGGCACAUACAGGUUUGUACACCAUCCUCCGGUAUUUCACCAUUGGCGACUUCGUCGACACCGGAAGAAUUGGCCAAGAGCGCUCAUGCGCUCUUCGACAAUAAGCAGUACAUGGAAGCGAUGUACUGCUAUGAACGCGCAGGGCUCUUCAGAGAUCGAUCUGUUGCAGAAGCAUACCAUCUUCGAGAGGCGGCUCUCACAACUCCCACAAGCUUUCGUGGCGACAAUGCUGCCCGAGUCGUUGCUUUCAGAAGGGCAGCCGAAGCUUUCUGGUCGUUGGGACUUGAAGCAGCGAAUGCAAAGCGGUCAUACUUUCGUAUCGCUGCGAAGUGUUUCUUUCCCGAGGGAAAUGACUUGGCACGAGCAGCAGAAGCUUACUUUUAUGCCGAACAGUAUACCGAGUCCGCAAGUCUAUAUCGCAGAGCUGGCAUGUUCAACAAGGCGGUGGCUGUCAUCAAAAGCCACAGAAAUUACGUGGACCCAGGUGUUGUAGAGACCAUCAUAGAUGUGUCGCGUCUUCAAUACCUAAGGAAUCGCAAGAUCAAACAGGCGAGAUUAUUGUUCGAUUCAGACGAAGACGCUCUCGAGUAUAUGGAUGACCACGGCCUGGAUAGAGCUCAAGUGAUGUUUCUAGAGCAACUUGGACGCCUGAGUGACGCCGCACAAGUACAUUUGGACGCGGGACGAAUAGCGGAGGCUAUCCCAUUGCUCCUCAAGGACUACGGUAGCGCGGAUGCCGCUGUCAAGGCUUCGCAUUGGCUAUUGGACGGAUUGCGACGCAAGUUAUCCUUUGGAAUCAAACCCACCUCCGACGCCACGAGAUCGGACACUGUACUACAGGGUCUGUGUCAUAUCCUCCAUUCGCAAGCUCUGGAGAAGGCCAAACUUGACGACAACAUCCGUGAUGAGCUGCUUAUGUUCCGAGCAAUAGUAUUGAGCGAUGCGCCGAGACUUCUCGGGCUAAGCGAGCAAUUCCGUCAACGGCACAAGGAUGUUGCGUCGGCGUUGAGAAGUCUUGAUCACGCAUUCAUGGUUAUGCCGAAGCUCAAAGCUGCGAGCUUACCCGAGAUCGUGGACAGUCUACAUCACUUCAGCAUUUACGUCGAGCUGUUGCGCGUCUUUGCGUCUGCCGCAAAUCUCUGUGAUGACGAAGGCAUCCGAAGACUGUUCGCUGUCCAGGCGGCGACCGACGACUUCUUCCUCAUUCCAAAGGAUACCUUCCUCUUUGGUCGAUGUGCUCGUCGGUGGACACAAGGAUCUCGGCGAAACGAUCAGGGCGUUCUAGUAUUGAAAAGCGAACUCCAUAGGCUUCUGCAACAAGCACUGCAAGAACGGCUAUGUAUGAAGGUUCGCGAGGAGAAUGACUUGUGCCAUCGGACGCAUGCAUUCCAGGUCUGUCUGCCCUUCUUUACUUCCGGCACAUGCUUCCGAGCGGAGUGCCCUCAAGAUCAUGUGGCUGCCAAGGACUACGGCGCAGACUCGUAUAACCUGCGCAUUCGAGUACAUCUGCAACAGAUCGCCAUCUACAACUCCGUACGCACUUUAGAGAACCGCUUCGAACAAGCUCAGCAACACCAAUACUGGCUAUCUCAGCUGUACGAAGCACUGAACCCUUCUUUCUACAAGUUGGGGACAGUGUGCAGUCUGCGGCCUCUGACUAUACCCGAGUACAAUGAUGCUAUCCAGAUCGUCCGGAAGUGGGUCUUGGACUGGCUUUACGAUCUCAGUCCGUACGACAAACAGCAAGGUCUCACGAAGACUUUCCUUACUGCAUUGAUGGCGACCAUCUCGCUCGGGCUAACCUUCGGUUCUGGCGAGCUGCGAUACCAUCUUUCUCGGGUUCCGUUUGUUACUGCCUAUGGGUGUAAAGCACUAGUGCGCGGCAACGGAAACAUGAAAUUCAAUGCAUACAUUGCUCAAGACCUGGAACGAUGGGUCUACAACAUGCAUCCUGCUUCACUUGCAAGCGGCAUUCUCUUCGUCAACCACAUUUUGGUGAAUCGACUGCCUGUGAACAUCGUCGUACUUUGUGGAUUCCUGGACAGCCUAGCUGGUCUUCUCAUUGUGGCAUCUCGACUGAACGGCGCAAAUACACUACACGAUCUCACGAUGCCUCGAAGCUGGCUCCAGCGAGUCCUGCCCAGUGCUCACCAACUGAGGGAUAAGAGCACACGCCUCGUAUACUUGUAUAUGGAGCCUAUGGCGAACUUGUUGGAACAAAUCUAUACUCAAGACAAUGCUGGGCACCUCCUUUUCGGAAGCAGCGACCUUUCGAAACGUGGUUGGCACGUGCGAAACGUGUUCUUGGCGAGAAUUUGCAGGAAUCUUUGUCUUCUCGGCGACAACUCCCACUACCGAUGGCUGAAAGACAAUGUUCACCAUACGAUCACGUCGCUCCGUCGCCCUGGCAGGGAAUUUAAUCGCAUUUAUCAGCGCUACGUCGAUGCGCCCGCCUGGGAAGCUCUCGCAAAGGAGGUCCGCGAUAACUCUACCACAAACUCUCCAUUCGAUGAGAUGGUUCAGCUCUACCACGCGAAGGCGGGACAGUCACAAUUUCCACCGCGACAGAACGUGCGGCGCGUCGUCUACAACGACAUUCGUGAGAUCCUAGCUCUGCUUGCUCCGGGUGCGACCGCUACACCUCAGCCAAGGAGUGGCCUGGGCCGAGGCGCUGCACCUUCCGUUCCCCAUCAGGUACACGUGUCUCAGGCGGACAAUUCUCCCACCACCACGGCAGGUGAACCAGCGGAAGACGUGCAUGAGAAUGACGAGGAGGAAGCGAACGAAGAAGAUGACGCUGAUGUCGUUCCUCCUGUCGUCGAUCUGAACGAUGAAUCGCUCGCUUUCGAGGCGCCGGACCCCGCCGAAGCGCAGCUGGCCCAGGAGAAGCUGAACGCAGCCCAAGUGUUCGCAGACGCCUAUCUCCGUGCGCGCCGCAAGAGGGGCACUGCACCCACGACACCCGCCGCUGCGAUUCACCUCCGCUUCGCCAAUGCGUACCGCGCGACGUACACGUACGACUGGGUCAAGUCGCUGGAGAAGCCGCAGAAGCGAUACCGCCUGUUGUUGCUGGUCCCGCUUCCGUACUGCAUGGCGUUCCUGGAGCUCGCGUGCAACUACCUGUACGAGACGAACAACCGCCUGAAGAGGCGUCUCCAAACCGUCGAUCACCUGGAGCUCGAGAAGGUCCUCAAAGAGAUGACGCGAUGCCGCAACCAGCGCAAAGAGGCUAUACGUCUGAACAAGGCCCUCGAGCCCGGCGCCAGCAUGCACAAGAAGCGAGAUGGGGAGGAGCUCAGAGCGCGUAUGCGUGAAGUCGAGCAGCUCGCCGCGAGUCUGCCGUCGAGCGUGACUGCUGAGUGGGACUUCUACCUGAAGACCGCUGUUGAUGGUAUCCUCAAGCUGAAGCCGCGGCCCACGAAGAAGCCCAAGCCGGAGUUGAACAUGGCCGACGACGACAUGGUUGACUACGCCGACGGGGCAUGGUCGGAUGAUGAGUGAUGAUCUUGGAACCUCAAACGUGUACCCUAUCGGAAGUCUGGCGGACUGAGCAUGUCGAUACGCUCAAUUCUUGACACGAUUAGCCUUUCUUACAACAGGAUACACGCACUCAACUCAUUGUCGCAAAUCUGUACUAUACAAGUGAUGUACAACAAUUGUAUGGCUCUGCCUGUGA
Fomitopsis serialis is the source of this 6210-nucleotide messenger RNA. RefSeq lists its product as uncharacterized. Bases 144 to 6035 code for a protein of 1963 amino acids. The transcript has 32 exons. Lineage: Eukaryota; Fungi; Basidiomycota; Agaricomycetes; Polyporales; Fomitopsidaceae. Gene Ontology annotation, molecular function: hydrolase activity; ATP binding. The record is from RefSeq and is a predicted model, not a curated record.